This is a messenger RNA of Xylona heveae TC161, 1934 nucleotides long. RefSeq names its product mitochondrial processing peptidase beta subunit mitochondrial precursor. Gene Ontology annotation, molecular function: metalloendopeptidase activity; metal ion binding. Lineage: Eukaryota; Fungi; Ascomycota; Xylonomycetes; Xylonales; Xylonaceae. The transcript is spliced from 5 exons. Gene Ontology annotation, cellular component: mitochondrion. The coding region runs from base 27 to 1439 and encodes 470 amino acids. The record is from RefSeq and is a predicted model, not a curated record.
CCUCUUUCUCGUCAAUUCAUCCAGACAUGGCGUCUCGGCGGUUGGCUUUUAACCUCUCUCGGGGGCUUCGCUUUCGCGCUCCCAUCCGGCCUCUGCAGUCGUUGAGAACCUUUGCGACUCCCACCCGGGGCAGGACGGAGACUACCACCCUUUCCAACGGCCUGACGAUCGCCACGGAGCACUCUCCUUACGCGCAGACCUCGACCGUUGGUGUCUGGAUUGAUGCUGGUAGCCGGGCCGAGACCGACAAGACCAAUGGAACCGCUCAUUUCCUUGAGCACCUGGCCUUCAAGGGCACCGCGAACCGCAGCCAGCACCAAUUGGAGUUGGAGAUUGAGAACAUGGGUGGCCACCUGAACGCCUACACUUCGCGAGAAAACACCGUCUACUACGCCAAGGCCUUCAACUCGGACGUUCCCAAGACUGUCGACAUUCUGUCCGACAUUCUGCAGAACUCCAAGCUUGAGCCCAGUGCCAUCGAGCGUGAGCGCGAUGUCAUCCUGCGUGAGCAGGAGGAGGUUGACAAGCAACUCGAGGAGGUCGUCUUUGACCACCUUCACGCUACCGCUUUCCAGGGCCAACCCCUCGGCCGUACCAUCCUCGGUCCCAAGGAGAACAUUGCCAGCAUCCAGCGCGAUGAGUUGGCCAGCUACAUCAAGCAGAACUACACUGCUGACCGCAUGGUCCUCGUCGGUGCCGGUGGUGUCCCCCACGAGCAGCUCGUCGACCUCGCCGAGAAGCACUUCUCUAAGCUGCCCUCGACGAGCUUCAGCACUUCCGUUGCGUCCAAGCAGAAGCCUGACUUUAUUGGCUCCGAGGUCCGCAUUCGGGACGACACUAUCCCCACCGCCAACAUUGCCAUUGCCGUUGAGGGUGUCAGCUGGAAGGACGAGGACUACUUCACCGCCCUGGUCACUCAGGCCAUCGUCGGCAACUGGGACCGCACUAUGGGCAACGCUCCCUACCUUGGCAGCAAGCUCAGCAGCUUCGUUCACCAGCACAACCUCGCCAACAGCUUCAUGAGCUUCUCCACCAGCUACAGCGACACUGGUCUCUGGGGUAUCUACCUCGUGACCGACAACCUGACCAACAUUGACGACCUUGUCCACUUCACCCUCCGUGAGUGGUCUCGUCUUUCUUUCAACGUCAGCGAGGCCGAAACCGAGCGUGCCAAGGCUCAGCUCAAGGCUUCCAUGCUCCUCUCUCUUGACGGCACCACCGCCGUUGCCGAGGACAUUGGCCGCCAGAUUGUCACCACUGGCCGCCACUUGAGCCCCGAGGAGGUUGAGCGCACCAUCAACAAGAUCACCGAGAAGGACGUCAUGGCCUUUGCCCAGAAGAAGCUCUGGGACCAGGACAUUGCCAUCAGCGCCGUCGGUUCCAUUGAGGGUCUGCUCGACUACCAGCGUAUCCGCAACGACAUGUCUCGCAAUGCUUAAAUGACCAUAACGGGGCAUGUUGUCUGGGUGGUGUCUGUGUGAGAGAGAGAAAGAGAAGAGUUGGAGCGUUGAAAGCUGUAAUUUUUCCACUGCGUUUUUACCCCCCUCCAGUUCCAUGGCUGUUGUCUCUUCCUUUGGCUUUCAAAACGGGUUGUGUGGUUGUAAAGUCAUUAGGACGAUCAGCGGAGAUCAUGGUUCUCUGUAAAGCUCAAAGUCGGGGGUUUCAAGCCCGAUUUCGAUAGAUUUGGAAUGUUUUUAUUUUAAAGAUGCAGUAGUUUUUCGAAGAGAGUGUGUUGUAGCUACCUUGUACACUUAUACAAAACUCUGUUAUUUGUCUCUAGAUUGUUUGUUCUUCCCAAUGCAUAUGUGACCUAUUUGCAUAUUACUUGUUGUUACUGCUCUUACAGACCACAAUGAACAAGUAGAAUUGAUAGUAUGGUUCUUCUAUCUACUAUAUACCUUAUCUACAUCCCGCAAUAAAGAGACCACAUCCUC